AUGCUGAGCUGGAUGCGUAGCACGUCAGACACCGAAUGGAGGGGCGCCUCUUCCCCCAUGGAAUCCUGUGUAAAGCAGUGUCGCGCGGUAGAACGCGUCGUCUUCUCGCCUAGCAUUCACCACAAGUCCAACGUACGUGAAGCAGAUGGCGGCUGCACGGCCCAUGGAUUGCGCAUUCGUCUGCACGAUUGCGCCGACCGGAAGGUACUGAUCGUCUGA
Messenger RNA from Babesia bigemina, 219 nucleotides. RefSeq lists its product as hypothetical. NCBI's taxonomy places the organism in Eukaryota, Apicomplexa, Aconoidasida, Piroplasmida, Babesiidae. The transcript is spliced from 2 exons. The record is from RefSeq and is a predicted model, not a curated record. Bases 1 to 219 code for a protein of 72 amino acids.